Numida meleagris (helmeted guineafowl) is the source of this 6889-nucleotide messenger RNA. RefSeq names its product nuclear receptor subfamily 6 group A member 1 (gene NR6A1). Gene Ontology annotation, biological process: regulation of DNA-templated transcription. Gene Ontology annotation, molecular function: DNA-binding transcription factor activity; zinc ion binding; sequence-specific DNA binding. The record is from RefSeq and is a predicted model, not a curated record. NCBI's taxonomy places the organism in Eukaryota, Metazoa, Chordata, Aves, Galliformes, Numididae.
AUGACCGGGUUGAUCAGCGAACCUGCCUGAUCUGCGGGGACAGAGCUACGGGUCUGCACUAUGGCAUCAUCUCCUGCGAGGGCUGCAAGGGGUUUUUCAAAAGGAGCAUUUGCAACAAGCGGGUUUACAGAUGCAGCCGAGACAAGAAUUGUGUCAUGUCACGCAAACAGCGCAACAGAUGCCAGUACUGCCGGCUGCUCAAAUGCCUCCAGAUGGGGAUGAACCGGAAAGCAAUCAGAGAGGAUGGCAUGCCAGGAGGCAGAAACAAAAGUAUUGGACCUGUCCAGAUAUCGGAGGAGGAGAUUGAAAGAAUUAUGUCCGGACAAGAAUUUGAGGGAGAGGCAAACAUGUCAUGGAGCAACAAUGGAGACAGCGACCACAGUUCCCCUGGAAAUGGAGUUUCUGAGAGCAACCAGCCUUCACCUGUAUCUACUCCAUCUUCAAGUAGGUCCAUGGAGCUGAACGGAUUUGCUGCACUCAGGGAUCAAUAUAUUGGGACGCCAGUGUCCACGCACUAUCAGUACCUCCCGCACCUUUUUAGCUAUUCUGCUCACUCGGCGCUGGUGCCCCCCCAGGCGCGCAGCCUGGACCCCCAGUCGCACAGCCUGAUCAACCAGCUGGUGUCAGCGGAGGACCUGGAGCCGCUCGGCACGCCGAUGCUCAUUGAAGACGGGUAUAAAGUGACUCAGGCAGAGCUGUUUGCAUUGUUGUGUCGUCUGGCGGAUGAAUUGCUUUUCAGGCAGAUUGCUUGGAUCAAGAAGCUGCCGUUCUUCUGUGAACUCUCGAUCAAGGACUAUACCUGCCUGCUCAGCUCCACCUGGCAGGAGCUGAUCCUGCUUUCCUCGCUGACUGUUUACAGCAAACAGAUCUUUGGUGACCUCGCGGACGUCACCUCCAAGUACUCGCCCUCUGACGAUGAGCUGCACAGAUUCAGUGAAGAGGGGAUGGAGGUGAUGGAGCGGUUGAUCUACCUCUUUCGCAAAUUCAACCAACUGAAGGUCAGCAACGAGGAGUAUGCAUGCAUGAAAGCCAUUAACUUCCUAAAUCAAGACAUUAGAGGUCUAACCAAUGCAUCCCAACUGGAGCAGCUGAAUAAGCGGUACUGGUAUGUUUGCCAGGACUUCACAGAGUACAAAUACCCGCACCAGCCAAACCGUUUCCCGGAUCUAAUGAUGUGUUUGCCAGAGAUACGAUAUAUUGCAGGAAAGAUGGUGAAUGUCCCGCUGGAGCAGCUGCCUCUCCUUUUUAAGGCCGUUCUGCAUUCCUGCAAGACCAGUGUGAGCAAAGAGUGAGCCCAGCUUGCCCCGGCCGGUGCCUUACUCUGUGCCUCAGGCAGGGAGCAGGCUCGCCUCCAGAGGAAGGGGGAAACAUGAUCAAGGCAGGAGGGAGGUGCUGAGACAGGGCAAUGGGUGUCCCUGCCGCUGUAGCAAGAAUCUUUUGUUUGUUUUUGUUGUUUUUUUUUUACUCUUUUUCCUAUAUAUUUAUUUCACGACAGAGUUGAAUGUAUGAUCUUCAACACGAUGCACAUGGUUCUGUAUGAAUGCAGCAGAUGCAUUCUCCAGCAGUUUACAGAAUGUGAAGAUGUUUAAAGUUGCAGUGUUUGUUAGGGUUAGUUCUUUUGUAUUUUGGGGCUGGGGACUGAGAUGACUAAGACUACCUCAAGGAGAAGAUGCUGUUCGCACACUGCUCUUUUCGUGAUUUGUAUCCAGAAGUGUUUGUCGUAGAAUUCAAACUGCCUCACCUCAUUGACAGAGCUGUCAGUAUCCCAAAUGGACGAUUUUGGAAAAGGGGGUGUUAGAGAAGUGCCAAGCUUUUUGGUUUGUUUAAAAAACUUAAAAAAAAAAAAAAAAAAAAAAAAGGGAGUGGAGAAGAAGGGAAAGUCUGUCUAGCCAGUAGUUUCCUUUUCCUCCAGCAGUUUUCAGAUGCAGGUGGUAAUGCCUGUGGUUUUCUUGAAUCCUGCCACCAGGUUUGGAGGGCUCCUGAGCCAAGAAGGGCUCUCACCCAUUCCCAGCUCGAUCUGUGGGAUGGCGAGCUGCCCUCCUUCCCUAGCCUCCCCAGCUGGGCUGCCUCUGCUGCUGCAAUGCCUUUCUGUUUAAUUGAAACUGUGCUGUUGCAGUUCAUAGCAGGCUCCCAGCAUGGCAGCAGUAAGGUUCUCUUGUUGAGAGAGUGAGACCUGCAAAUAAUUUCUAAUUGCUUCCUUAACAUCCAUUUCAGGUUCAUAAAAACAGGAAAAACCUACUGAGGGAAGAGGCAGGGUUGCCCCUUUUAGUGUAUUCCCCAAAGAUGUCAUUGACUACUGAGGAGACUUCUGCAUUGCAGCCAUCAGAAGCAGCUCAUUUCUGGGAACUGCUAACUUACCCUGUGAUGAAAUGCAGCCUGCAUAAUGGUGACAAAAGGACUCCAGGAUCCUCUGGCAUGGCUUUGUCUGCUGGACUCGGGGAGUGCAUGAUCCGUAGUUGUAUCCUGUCAAGAUAGUUUUAUUGUUUGGUGAAAUCCCUUCUUACCAGGAAAAAUUGGUAUGGCUACACAAGAUGGUGAGCUGUUUGUCCCAGGUGUUGGAAGGCUUGGGUUUUUCAUCUAGCAACCUCCACACCACUCCAGCGAAUGGCGGAAUGGCUUAAUGACAGCCGGGUAGCUGUCUGAGUAAUUGCUCAAUGCUGGCAUUUGUCUCAGUUUGAGUAUCUCGUGGGUAAUCUCCUGGCGUCCUUCCCAUAGUGGUGGUGGGGAGUUUCAGGGAGGUACUCUUAUUCUGAUUUUGGGUGCUGAUUCUGUUGCAGCCUAAGAGCCCUUGUGAGCCACUGGCUUGGCACUCUCUGGGUUACUCGGCAGCGAUGUGGGGCUCCGGGUGCUGCCUGGAAGAGCUGGCUGCUCGCUGAGGCUGCCCCUCGGGGGCGUGCUGCUGGCUAACAGCAGACCCAGGGCAGCAUUGCGUUCUUUGGAAUUCUGCCUGGGAAUCUUCCAGCUUGAUGGUUUCCCUUUUCUAAAAGUCCACUAGCUGUUCAUUUUUCACUAUUUAAAUAUGAUGUUACGGGUAACAGCUGCUGGGACCAGCAGCAGUUCAGUUUGAUAGAGCUUCACAAAUCCAAAGUUGGUUCUGUAAAUCUCAUUUACUUUCUGAUUGUAAAAUGAGACAAGCACAUAUUUCUCAGGAAGGCCUUCUGCAUACAUCGUAUACCUCAAGUGUAAAUGGGAAGAUUUUAGUAUACCUGUUUGUAAGUUAGAAAGUAUUUCUCCGCUUUUAACUUUAAUUUCCAAAUAGCUUGAUAUGAUCUUUUUAUUACGGGUUAUCUUCUGACUUGCUGUUCUAUACACUCAAAGAAUUGUUAAACUGAAUAGGAAUAAUUUUAUUCUACAAUCACUGAAUUUGUAUAAUCUGCUGAUGAAUGAGAGUUAGUUUUAAUAAGUGUACAUAAAAGCAGUCAUCUUAUUGCCAAAUACUCAACAAAACCAAUCCGUUUGUUAUUCUGAGUUUAUCCAAAAUACUCCCAAGACUCAUGCUGUACCGAUAACGGCGGAACCCCUAAAUUCGUUUAGGAAGAUGAAUCAACAACAAAUGUUCUUUCUAUUGUAUACACCAAAUUUUGUAAAGGUCGAUUGGCAGCAUUUAUUGUGGGGAGUAGAAGAGCCUUACUAAACUGACAAGUAAGGGAGAAGCUAGUACACCAAACCAGAAUGUAACUCACUGGACAGUCAUUCUUAAUACCUUCUGCACCGAGUCCUCUAAUGACUUGUAUUUUUUAAACAGGGUAAAGUGAAUGUGUUGCUUUGCGAACUCAGGUAUUAUGAGAAGGUAGGAAUGUAGCUAGAAAUGUAGAGACGUUAGGUCAGUCGCUAGAUGUAUUUGUGAAUUUGGUUUGAAGGACACCCUGGAAAGGUUGGAAUUUUUGUUCCAUUCUUCACGUAACAUUCGGUUUACAGGGACUCAUAUUUUAUUUGUGCUUAAUGCUAGUAGGGGGAAGUUCAUUAUCUUUGGUAUCUAUCUGCUGUUGCUUAUCUGACCUUCUGUCAUAGAGGAAUCAAUCAACAAUAAUAGUCUUUGGUAGAAUUUUCUGCCAUGACAAGUCAAUUUUUAUCCCCGAUUUGAAAGAUAAAUUGGCUGACUGACCCCCUCCUCUCCUUCAUAGCAUUUGUGCAAAUGGAAAGCUGAAGAGUUACUUUUAAUCCAAACAGAGAUCUGGGACAUAAAUUUGAAAUGCACGGGCUCACCUUUUCAGAGGAGGUCUGCGUAGGUACCUUGUUGCUGUUUUACAGCUUGCGGCUCGUCAGCAUUGGAGAGAAUAGAGCAGAAAUUGCUGCUGCAGGUGAUGGGGAUGAGUCUGAGAUCCAGGGGCGAGACCCCAGGCCUUGAGCAGAAGCUCUGACAGCCGCUGGCUUUCCUUCCCUGCUUGCCUCAGGUGGGGCUUCUGUCCCAGGAGCGGAGCCGCAUCUCUGUGGUGCGUCAGCAGCAAGUUCUUUCCUCGAGAGGGCUGUGCGUGGCUGCCAGGAGCUCCCAGAUGCCAGGACCUUCCUAACCUCAAGGUCCUGCAGAUGGCAACAGUGGCGUGGCAGGAUCAGGCCCCGCAGCCAUUUUGCACGCACACCAGCUGCUUUCUAACGGUGAGGCGUGCUGGUGGCUGCCAUCUCGCUUGUCUCAGCUUGCUGGCCCGCACUGCUGGCUGGGGCACUGUGUGCUGUGGGACCCAGCUGUAGCUCCGGCAUCUUCUGUAGGUCUGAAAUGUUGAGCUUCUCCAGUCCGCUGUCACGCAGGGGCUGACGGGAGCGUCUGAGCCGCACGCACAGGGGCUCCUCUGCACGGGGCGGGCACAGCCAACUCAGGUUCACUGUUUUAAGUCUUGUCCUUCGAACCAACCUUUUUAAACAAAAAACUUGAAUUUCUUUUUAUUACAUUUUUUAAAACUACAAAACAAACAAAAAAAUCUUCUGUGAAUGUGCUAUUUACCGUUCAUUCUUUCUUCUUUCUUGGUUUUGAUUUGAAGCUAUGAAGCUUGGUGUCUGUGAAGUGUUGUUAUUUCUGUAUUUCUCAGGAUAAUAAGCGGCAAUCAUCCCUGCCAUGCCGAAGGCAGGAGAAGGGGGGAAACGUGGGGAACUACUUUAGGUGUGAAGCUGAUUUUUAAGUUUUAGAUGAUGUGUGAAUUGGGGGUGAUGCAUGAGACGUCAGGAUCAAGCCGUAGCGUUUCUCUGGGUUCUCAGUGUGUUGUUUGCAACGCACAGCAGCUCAGGGAUAAGUAUUUAAACGUGACCCAGAGAAACCCUAAGUUUUGAUGUUGCAGUGGUUGCUUCUUUCAUGCCUUGUCUGGAGGACUCUGAGAUCUGAACGAAGCCUCCCCUGGAGAUUUUGGGGGCACCGUUCUGGGUUUGCUGCUGGGAAGCGCGCUGCCUUCCGCUCAGUGCCCUGGGAAUGGCAAAGGGCAACGUGCCGUCCUCGUGGGGAGCUGCACUUCCCCUGCGGGCGCGUCACCACGGGGAGUGGGAGAUUCCCCCUGCUUCCAUCUUCAAAGCAGCUCACAGAAUCAUGGAACUCUUUGGGUUGGAUCACCAAAUCCAACCGAUGUACCCCAUCCUUUUUUUGCCCUCUAUGUCAAAUGUGUUCAGUGCUCACGGGAAAGCUAAAAUUGGGUGCUAGUUAAUAGGACAGAGUCUCUGGCAGACAGUCCCAUCCCUGCUGUCGGUUGGUUACUUAGGAAUUGGAGCAUUUUAAUUUCCAGUUGGUGCAGCUUCCUCUUCAUGCUUGCUCGGAGCACUGUCUCUCUCAGACGCAUGGACAGGGCUCUCUGCAGCUGCUGGGGACACCCACAGCAGCACCGGGCUCUGCAGAGCAGCAGCACUGAGCCCCCGGGGUCAGCGUCGGCAGUGGGGCCGCAAGCCGCGGCCGGGGCGUGUGUGCAGAGGUUACAGCAGCUGUGCAGAGAGCUGGGGCAAUGCAGGCAAUGUCUCUGCCGUGAAAAAAAAAUUGAAAAAAGCAAGAGAUACUGUGCGGUUGACCUCUAACAGGUCUAUGAAAGAAGCAACACAGCUCAGUGGCAGAAAUGCCCCUAGGGGCAAAAAGAAACAGAAAUUGAAACCAGAUGACGAUCAACCUUAACAAAGCCUUUUGUCGAUUCAUUGUUUUCUUACAAUUUAUAAAAUGUCUUGUAAUAGUUGAUAACAUUAUUGACUCAAUUUCCAUGACAAAACUACCUCGUGUGACAUCCUGUUUAUCAUCUCAAAGGGAUUGUGUGAAAAACAAAAUGCUGCCGGUGUUUGGUGCUGGUGCGGCCCAGAGAGAGCGUCUGCAGUUGUUGCCCUGCUGCUGGCGGUGGCUGUGUGAUGGAGCGAUGCUCUGCGCCUUGGCCACCGCCGCCCCCAGGCGCCGGGUGCCACGCAGUGCUGAAGGUGCAGGGUGAGAGCGCUGCGGUGCCGUGCAGGGCUGAGCUCUGCAUUCCCUCCUGGUGCAGCACGGUGCAGGAUGUGCUCUGCCGGCUUGGCUUUGUUGGAGCCCAGCCUGGAGCAGGCUGCAGCCCCGUCCCUGCGCUGCUGGCCUGGGGCUCGCAGAGCUUUGCGUCCUGGCUCAUAGGGCAUUCCCAAAGCGGGAUGGUCCUAGUGCGUAGGACCCUCCGCAGACGUUCCCAGAGAUGGUUUCUCCCAGCAGCACGCUGCGUUUUUCCCACAAUCCCUUGUGUAAAUCAGGGAAGCCGGAUGUCUCCUGGCAUGGCAUGCUGUUACAGCUGGAGCUGGCCUGGCCUCGCUGCGGCCUCACCGGCGUCCCCCAGCCCGCACGGGGCACAGCGCUGUCCCCGCUCCGCUGCUCUGCUCUGUGACUUGACUACCUGUGGAAAUGUGACCAAUAAGUGUUGAACGCAUGUUUAGCGAGUGUUAGCUGUAUGAACUAAUAAAUGUGAAUUGUUCUGCA